Cydia fagiglandana is the source of this 412-nucleotide messenger RNA. RefSeq lists its product as uncharacterized. Bases 23 to 412 code for a protein of 129 amino acids. The record is from RefSeq and is a predicted model, not a curated record. NCBI's taxonomy places the organism in Eukaryota, Metazoa, Arthropoda, Insecta, Lepidoptera, Tortricidae. The transcript has a single exon.
UAUUCGUGAUUCCAGCUCCACCAUGAAAUACCUGAUCGUACUCUCCCUCGCCCUCGUCGCCGUGGCGUCGGCCGACUACCUGAAGCCCUCGGCCCUCCCCGUCCACGUGCAAGAGCUCGAGGAGGUGAUCGCCGCCAUCAACAGCCCCAGCACUGACCCCGCCACCGCCGCCGCCCUGGAACAGCUGCUCCUGCAGACCCUCGGCAUCUCAUCUCUCCCCGAGUCUCCCAUCUCCGUCGGCCCCGCCAUCGUCGAGGAGGCAGUGCUCCCCGAGUCUCCCAUCUCCGUCGGCCCCGCUAUCGUCGAGGAGGCCGUGCUCCCCGAGUCCCCCGCUGUCGUUGCCGACGUCACCCCCGCCGACGUUGCCGCGGCCACCCCCCUGGUCCAGAUCAUCCUGAACAUCGCCAACUAA